Gongylonema pulchrum is the source of this 690-nucleotide messenger RNA. The record is from the annotation of a GenBank genome assembly. Lineage: Eukaryota; Metazoa; Nematoda; Chromadorea; Rhabditida; Gongylonematidae.
GGAAAAUUGUCAAGACAGUACAAAUAUUCGCAAUUUUUUACAGUGCCGCCGAUGAUUCUGGAAGGGGAACGUAUAGUGCAAGUGAAGGAAAACACAGCAUUAAUACUGGAAUGUGCUGCAACGGGAAAUCCCAAACCAAAGAUUGUUUGGAAACGAGAUGGACGACCACUGGAUACGCGUGACUCGCGCCUUGUGAUUGCUAAUUCGAAAGCUUCAGACGCGGGCAGAUACACUUGUGAAGCACGAAAUGAAGCGGGCAAAGCAUCCGCUGAUUUUGAAGUUGAUAUUUUCAUCAAACCGCGAUUCCGCGAUUUGAAACCGGAUGUUCGAGUGCGGGAUGGCGAGCGCACUCGUUUGGAGUGUAAGGUUGAUGGUCAUCCAGAACCGACUAUCACCUGGAUGCGUGGCGGACGACCGAUCGAAGAUAUGAGAAACAUUAUUUUAAGUCCACGCGGUGAAACGCUGAUGAUUCUAAAGUCGCACAGAGCAGAUUCUGGUAGCUAUUCUUGUGUUGCAAAGAAUUUUGCUGGUGAAGCGGAAGCUGGCUUCACUGUGACUGUCUUAACAUCGCCGCAUAUCGAGGAACAGAUCGAUCAAAACCCACGAAUUGUUCAAGGAAAUGACGUUAUCCUACAUUGUCCUGUGCGAGGCAAUCCAAAACCAAAGGUUUCGUUAGAUGUCUUGAUGUGA